AUGGCUGCCAGCACCUCUUCAUCGACCGCUGCUUCGCCAGCCCCGGCUUUGUCCCCGGCUCCGGCCCCGGUCGCAGCUCCAGGCAAGAACCCGUUAAUGGACUGCCUGAGCUGCCGCCUCUUAUCGGGAACGGGGCUGCUGGGGGCCCACGGCUACGUGUACUGGAUACCGCGGCGGCCCCUGAAGCUGGGCUAUGCCGCCAACCCGGGUAUCAUCUUCCAGAUGGUCGUUGGCAUCAGUAUCGCGUGUUGGGGGUUAGUCAUAUUGGUGGACCCAGUAGGAAAAACCUAUCCUGCAGAAUCAAAGAAGCGGUGA
Molecule: messenger RNA, 315 nt
Organism: Trichosurus vulpecula (common brushtail)
Lineage: Eukaryota; Metazoa; Chordata; Mammalia; Diprotodontia; Phalangeridae
Product: distal membrane-arm assembly complex protein 1-like
Exons: 1
Coding region: 1-315 (104 amino acids)
Source: RefSeq, a predicted model, not a curated record